This is a messenger RNA of Pseudocercospora fijiensis CIRAD86, 1608 nucleotides long. RefSeq lists its product as uncharacterized. Gene Ontology annotation, cellular component: membrane. NCBI's taxonomy places the organism in Eukaryota, Fungi, Ascomycota, Dothideomycetes, Mycosphaerellales, Mycosphaerellaceae. Gene Ontology annotation, biological process: transmembrane transport; carbohydrate transport. The record is from RefSeq and is a predicted model, not a curated record. Gene Ontology annotation, molecular function: carbohydrate:proton symporter activity. The coding region runs from base 1 to 1608 and encodes 535 amino acids. The transcript is spliced from 2 exons.
AUGAAGCAGGUCGGCAAUGUUUACGCUAUCGCAGCCGUCUCCAUUAUCGGAGGCGGUCUGUUUGGUUUCGACAUUUCUUCCAUGAGCGCCAUCAUCGCCGGUAAAGGCUACCUCUGCUACUUCAACCAAGGCGGACCAGGAGAAUGUCUCGGUCCCGACUCCUCAGUGCAAGGCGGUAUCACGGCCUCGAUGGCUGGUGGUUCCUGGCUCGCUUCUCUCGUCUCUGGAUUCAUCUCGGACGCCUACGGUCGUAAGACUGCCAUCAUGAUCGGCGCAGUCAUCUGGGUCAUCGGUUGCAUUAUUGUCGCCGCUGCUCAAAACAUCCCAAUGCUUAUCGUCGGUCGCAUCAUCAACGGUUUCUGCGUGGGUAUCUGCUCCGCUCAGGUUCCCGUCUAUAUCAGUGAGAUAGCACCGCCAACCAAGCGUGGCCGACUCGUUGGCGCACAACAGUGGGCAAUCACCUGGGGCAUUCUGAUCAUGUUCUACAUCUCGUACGGCUGCUCGUUCCUCGAUGGACCAUCGGCCUUCCGAAUUCCAUGGGCCCUUCAGAUGAUUCCAGCCAUCAUGUUGUUCUUCGGCAUGAUGUUCUUGCCUGAAUCACCACGUUGGCUCGCCUCAAAGGACAAGUGGGAGCAAUGCGAACAAGUUCUGAUCCUCACACACGGCAAGGGUGACCCGAACUCACCUUGGGUCGCUCGCGAGUUCGCCGAGAUUAAAGAGUGGCUUGAGAUUGAACGUCAAAGCAAGCAAGUCAGCUAUCUCGAGCUCUUCUCCCCUCGCUACAUCAACCGCACUCACAUCGGUCUUUUUACUCAAAUCUGGUCUCAGCUUACUGGAAUGAACGUGAUGAUGUACUACAUUACGUAUGUCUUCGCGAUGGCCGGUCUCACUGGAAACACACUUCUUGUCUCAUCCUCAAUUCAAUACGUGAUCAACGUCGGCAUGACCGUACCAGCACUCAUCUGGAUCGACCGCGUCGGCCGUCGCCCAACCCUCCUCAUCGGCAGCACGCUGAUGGCAACCUGGCUCUUCGCCAAUGCCGGGAUUCUUGCAACCUACGGCACCUACCCAGGCCCCAACGGCGUCGGCGGAAUCAAAGAAGCCUCCACUGAAGUCACCGGCGCUGCCUCAAAAGCCGUAAUCGCCUGCUCCUACCUCUUCGUAGCCUCCUACGCGCCUACCUGGGGUCCAGUCUCCUGGAUCUACCCACCAGAACUAUACCCAAACCACUUGCGAGGAAAGGCAGUCGCGCUCUCUACAUCCGGAAACUGGGCCUUCAACUUCGCUCUCGGAUACUUCGUCCCGCCAGCUUUCAUCUCAAUCCGAUGGAAGACAUACCUAAUCUUCGCCAUCUUCUGCGUUGCCAUGACCAUUCAUGUUUUCUUCCUUUUCCCGGAAACUGCGGGCAAGCCGCUUGAGGAGGUUACGGAGAUGUUUGAGGAUCCGAAUGGUAUUCCAUAUAUUGGUACACCGGCUUGGAAGACUAGGAGUCAGACUCGACAGACGGAGAGGUUGGAGCAUGGUGAGGGUUUGGAGGCGAAGAAGGUUGACGAUGAGACGUCUCCUGAACGUCAUGAGAGUGUUGCUGUUGCUAAGCAGGAGGUUUGA